GAGCGAGCCAGGGCCGGCCGUGCACAGCAGGAGCCUCCUCGUGGAGGAGGGAGCGAAGGAAAGGGGCGGCCCAGCCACCUCUGCUCGAGGCAGCGAAGGAAGAAGAAAAUCAGGGCCCAUACCCACCGCCUCAGACUCAGGAACGCCCCCGCCCCCAUCUCCCCGGAAACAGCCCCCCGCCCAGCCCCGCAUACUCGCUGGUCCCGUCGUGAGCCGCAGCCCGGCCGCCCCCGCCUCGCCCCGCCCCGCCGUCCGUCCCCGCGGGCUGACGAGUGCGCGAGGCCCUAGGCCGGGAGUUGUUGUCAGGCCCAGGCCACUUCCGAGGCGCCCGCGGCGUGUCGCCGCCACCAUAGAAGGACGACGUCGACGCGAAGGGGGAGGUGGCGGAGGCGUGUUGUUGUCUCGCCCACUCCCUCCCUGAACUGGCACCCAACGUCAGGGCGCGAUGGAGUGAAGCGGGGGCGAGGGUGGUACUUCCGCGUUGCGCUGCCGGAGCCUAGAGCUCGGCCGAGGCCGCUCCCCCACCCCCGGGGGCACUUGGAGGACUCCGGACUCCCCCGCAGGUCAGCGCCCGGCGCAUCUGGUGUUUCUGCUGCCGAGGAUAGGACGGCGAGCGCGAUCGGGGGCUCAGCCGCCGGAUUUCUGCUGCCUUCAGGCCUGGAGGCCGCUGCGUACCGCACUGUGACCUGGAAGCCAGGGACCCAAGUCCCGACCCGGAUUAUAGUGGCGCGUCUCCCGGCCGGCCCUGGUGCUCGGUGUCCCUCUGCCGCCGCCGUCGUUCCCGUUUCCGGCAGGCGACAUGGCCAGGAUCUGAGCCGGGACGAGGCCGCACCCGCGCCGCGCUCUGCGGCGGGCUCUAGGCGAUGCCGAGCAGCUCGGACACGGCGCUGGGGGGAGGCGGGGGCCUGAGCUGGGCGGAGAAGAAGUUGGAGGAACGCCGCAAGCGGAGGCGAUUCCUGUCCCCUCAGCAGCCGCCGCUGCUGUUGCCGCUCCUGCAGCCGCAGCUCCUGCAACCGCCACCGCCCCCGCCGCCUCUGCUCUUCCUGGCCGCUCCCGGCACGGCCGCCGCCGCAGCCGCCGCCGCCGCGGCCUCCUCCUCUUGCUUCAGCCCGGGGCCCCCUCUGGAGGUCAAGCAGCUGGCGAGAGGCAAGAGGCGCGCAGGAGGGCGGCAGAAGCGGCGCCGCGGGCUCCGCGCCGGGCAGAAGGCGGAGAAGCGUCGGGUCUUCUCGUUGCCCCAGCCGCAGCAGGACGGCGGUGGCGGUGCUAGUAGCGGCGGGGGUGUGACCCCGCUGGUGGAGUACGAGGAUGUGAGCUCCCAGUCCGAGCAGGGGCUGCUGCUGGGGGCGGGCAGCGCGGCAACGGCGGCGACGGCUGCCGGGGGAACGGGGGGCAGCGGCGGGAGUCCGGCCUCCUCCUCCGGCACCCAGCGGCGCGGGGAGGGGUCCGAGCGCAGGCCCCGGCGGGACCGCCGCAGCAGCAGCGGCCGCAGCAAGGAGCGACACCGCGAGCACCGGCGGCGGGAUGGGCAGCGCGGCGGCAGCGAGGCCUCCAAAUCCCGCAGCCGCCACAGCCACAGCGGCGAGGAGCGGGCCGAGGCCGCCAAGAGCGGCAGCAGCAGCAGCAGCGGCGGCCGCCGGAAGAGCGUCUCGGCCACGUCCAGCAGCAGCAGCAGCCGCAAGGACCGAGACCUGAAGGCUCACCGGAGCCGGACUAAGUCGUCCAAGGAGCCGCCGUCGGCCUACAAGGAGCCGCCCAAGGCCUACCGGGAGGACAAGACCGAACCCAAGGCCUACAGGCGGCGGCAGCGGUCGCUGAGCCCGCUGGGAGGUCGGGACGACAGCCCGCUGUCCCACAGGGCCUCGCAGAGCCUGAGGAGCCGCAAGUCCCCCAGCCCGGCAGGAGGUGGCAGCAGCCCUUAUUCUCGGCGGCUGCCGCGCUCCCCAAGCCCCUACAGCCGCCGCCGCUCCCCCAGCUACAGCCGCCACAGCUCCUACGAGCGGGGCGGCGACGUGUCCCCCAGCCCCUACAGCAGCAGCAGCUGGCGGCGCUCCCGCAGCCCCUACAGCCCUGUGCUCAGACGGUCUGCCAAAUCCCGAAGCAGAAGUCCAUAUUCAUCUAGGCAUUCAAGAUCUCGUAGCAGGCACAGAUUAUCUAGAUCUAGGAGUCGUCAUUCUAGCAUUUCUCCUAGCACACUUACUCUGAAGAGUAGCCUGGCAGCUGAAUUGAACAAGAACAAAAAAGCACGAGCUGCAGAGGCAGCAAGAGCUGCAGAAGCAGCGAAAGCUGCAGAGGCAGCUAAGGCUGCUGAAGCUGCUGCCAAAGCUGCAAAAGCCUCAAACACUUCUACACCUACCAAGGGUAACACAGAAACUGGUGCCAGUGCAUCACAGACAAACCAUGUGAAGGAUGCGAAGAAACUUAAAAUUGAGCAUGCACCUUCUCCCUCAAGUGGUGGAACUGUAAAAAAUGACAAGGCAAAAACAAAGCCACCUCUUCAAGUAACAAAGGUGGACAAUAAUUCUAUUGUAGAUAAAGCCACCAAGAAAGCAGUUGUAGUUGGGAAGGAGAGUAAACCUGCUGCUACAAAGGAGGAACCAGUAUCUCUUAAAGAGAAAACUAAACCACUUACACCAAACAUAGGAGCCAAGGAGAAGGAGCAACAUGUGGCUAUGGUGACCUCUACAUUACCACCAUUACCUUUGCCUCCCAUGCUGCCUGAGGAUAAAGAUGCUGAUAGCUUGCGAGGAAAUAUUUCAGUAAAAGCAGUUAAAAAAGAAGUAGAAAAGAAACUCCGGUGUUUACUUGCUGAUUUACCACUGCCCCCUGAGCUACCAGGAGGAGAUGAUCUCUCAAAGAGCCCAGAGGAAAAGAAAACAGCAACACAGUUACAUAAUAAAAGGAGGCCUAAAAUAUGUGGGCCUCGCUAUGGUGAAAUCAAAGAGAAAGAUAUUGACUGGGGAAAACGCUGCGUGGAUAAAUUUGAUAUCAUCGGCAUUAUUGGAGAAGGUACUUAUGGACAAGUUUACAAGGCCAGGGAUAAAGACACUGGAGAAAUGGUGGCCUUAAAAAAAGUACGUCUGGAUAAUGAAAAGGAAGGCUUUCCAAUUACAGCAAUUCGAGAAAUUAAAAUUCUCCGGCAGCUUACCCACCAGAGUAUUAUCAAUAUGAAGGAAAUAGUGACUGAUAAAGAAGAUGCUUUGGAUUUUAAGAAGGACAAAGAGCCACCACCAACAAGGCCCUCACCAGAUGUGUUCCCUGGACUUUGGACUUCCCAGCCUCUGAACUGUGCAUUUUAUCUGGUGUUUGAAUAUAUGGACCAUGAUUUGAUGGGACUACUGGAAUCAGGCUUGGUUCAUUUUAAUGAAAAUCACAUAAAGUCAUUUAUGAGACAGCUCAUGGAAGGUCUGGAUUAUUGUCACAAGAAGAACUUCUUGCAUAGAGAUAUUAAAUGUUCGAAUAUCCUUCUGAAUAAUAGAGGGCAGAUAAAACUUGCAGAUUUUGGACUUGCUCGAUUAUAUAGCUCAGAAGAAAGUCGCCCAUAUACUAACAAGGUCAUCACUUUAUGGUACCGUCCGCCUGAAUUGCUAUUGGGAGAAGAACGCUAUACACCAGCUAUUGAUGUAUGGAGCUGUGGAUGUAUUCUUGGUGAACUGUUCACUAAAAAACCUAUAUUUCAAGCAAAUCAGGAACUUGCACAACUAGAAUUAAUAAGCCGUAUAUGUGGGAGUCCAUGUCCUGCAGUGUGGCCUGAUGUAAUCAAACUACCAUAUUUCAACACCAUGAAACCAAAGAAGCAAUAUCGCCGAAAGUUAAGAGAAGAAUUUAUUUUUAUUCCUGCAGCUGCACUAGACUUAUUUGAUUACAUGCUCGCCUUGGAUCCUAGUAAGCGCUGCACUGCUGAACAGGCUCUUCAGUGCGAGUUCCUACGAGAUGUAGAACCCUCAAAAAUGCCUCCACCAGACCUUCCUUUAUGGCAAGAUUGUCAUGAGUUAUGGAGUAAAAAGCGAAGACGACAGAAGCAGAUGGGCAUGACUGAUGAUGUUUCCACAAUUAAAGCCCCCAGAAAGGACUUGUCUCUGGGCUUGGAUGACAGCAGAACCAGCACACCCCAGGGUGUCCUGCCGUCUUCACAGCUGAAAUCUCAGGGCAACUCAGUUGUAGCACCUGUAAAAACAGGCCCUGGACAGCAGUUAAACCACAGUGAAUUGGCAAUUCUACUAAACCUACUACAGUCUAAAACAAGUGUUAAUAUGGCUGAUUUUGUCCAAGUGUUGAACAUUAAGGUAAACUCUGAGACUCAACAGCAGCUAAAUAAAAUAAACCUUCCUGCUGGAAUUUUGGCAACAGGUGAAAAACAGACAGAUCCAUCAACACCACAACAGGAGUCUUCGAAACCAUUGGGAGGAAUUCAGCCUUCUCAGACCAUCCAGCCUAAAGUGGAGACUGAUGCUGCCCAGGCGGCUGUGCAGAGUGCAUUUGCAGUUCUGUUGACUCAGUUAAUAAAGGCUCAGCAGUCAAAGCAGAAGGAUGUGCUACUAGAAGAGAGGGAAAAUGGAUCGGGACUUGAAGCGUCUUUACAACUCAGGCCACCUCCAGAACCUAGCACUCCAGUAUCGGGGCAAGAUGACCUCAUCCAGCACCAAGAUAUGAGGAUAUUGGAGCUAACACCCGAACCAGACCGGCCUCGGAUUCUGCCUCCUGAUCAACGACCUCCUGAACCUCCUGAACCACCACCAGUCACUGAGGAAGACCUAGACUAUCGGACAGAAAACCAGCAUGGACCCACCACUAGUUCUUCGUUAACUGACCCUCAUGCCGGAGUGAAAGCAGCCCUAUUACAGCUGCUUGCUCAGCAUCAGCCCCAGGAUGAUUCCAAAAGAGAAGGUGGUAUUGAUUAUCAAGCAGGAGACACUUAUUUGCCCGCUUCAGACUACAAAGACAACUUUGGAUCCUCUUCUUUCUCUUCUGCUCCAUAUGUUAGCAACGAUGGUCUAGGAAGUAGCUCUGCUCCACCACUGGAACGACGUAGCUUCAUUGGAAAUUCAGAUAUUCAGUCUUUGGAUAACUACAGUACUGCUUCAUCUCAUUCUGGUGGUCCACCUCAGCCUUCUGCCUUUCCUGAGUCAUUUCCUAGUUCAGUAGCUGGAUAUGGAGACAUUUACCUCAAUGCUGGUCCCAUGUUGUUUAGUGGAGACAAGGACCAUAGAUUUGAAUAUAGCCAUGGUCCUAUUGCAGUCCUGGCAAACAGCAGUGACCCUUCCACAGGGCCAGAGAGUACUCAUCCUUUGCCAGCAAAGAUGCAUAACUAUAACUAUGGUGGCAACUUACAGGAAAACCCGGGUGGCCCUGGCCUCAUGCACGGGCAGACCUGGACUUCUCCUGCCCAAGGACCUGGAUAUUCACAAGGAUACAGGGGACACAUUAGCACAUCAACUGGCAGAGGUCGAGGCAGAGGGUUACCGUAUUGAGUGUGUAUUUCCUCAGGCACAUCAUUUUUAUCUGGAAAGACUUUUCUAGCUGCAGUUUAAGGCAGCAAUCCAAGAGACUUGAAUAAUAUUAAUUCAACAACAGCUUUAUUUUUAUGUGGAGAAGGGUCUUGCAUACAAUUGUUUUAAGAAAAAGACAAAAAAAACACCUUUGCUUAAAUUCAUGCUGUUCUAAAAACUAGAUCUGUUGAUUGUACAUCUUCACAAAUUCUAGUUAACAAUUUUAUUUUGUAUUCUCGCAGUUUUAAGUGGAUGCUAAUCUUAGGGACAUAAGCCUUUUAUGGCCCUCUUGCUGAUCUUCUGAACUAUGCACAUUUGUGCUUUUUUGUAAGUUUGGACCAACUUUUAUGUAACAAACAGCCCCUCCCAGCCUCCCCUCCAGUUUUACAGCAAUCAGAAAGGGCACUGAUUUAUUUGGUAUUUUUCUUUUUACAAAGCUACCUUUAGUCAGAGGUCACUGUCAGUCUUUGCACCUGCUUUCAGUGUUAUUGUGAAAGGUGUACUUUGUGCUCAUUUCAGAAAAUAAAACACAACCUUUCUCUUGAUGCAAGUUUUAUAAAAAAAAAAAACAUGGUCAACGUUAUUUUUGUUUUGUUUUGCAGAUUAUCAUAGCCUAGCAAAAUGCAUUCAAAUGACAGUGGGUUUUAUAUGAAAAAUGUGGGUGGGUUGGGGAGGGUAAGUAAGUGCCUUAACAGGUAGGCUUAAGGUCUGAAGAAGUAGUUAACCUUUACACCCAUUUGUCUUUUAAAGGGAAUCCGUGCAUUGGAGAGGCAGGAAGCUCUCACGUUGUCAGGAGCUGCCUGUUCAGUUCCUGUUAGGUUCAUUCCCUCUGCCUGUCCCAUUUUCCCCUUUUCUGCCUGUCUUUGAGCUGUGUUACCUUUCACUACCACCUUCUCUUGAUAGGGGAGUGAGAGCAAAGAAAGGGAGUAGAACUGCAAUCAGCACCUUUUGUUACUUCUGAGAAGUUCUAAAAAGUUUUGUCUUUUAAUGGUUGAAAGUAAUAGCUACAUGAGUACCAAUUUCUUUCAGGCUGCCUUAUUGUUUCUGUUUCCAUUUUCCAUGGAUACUUGGAGGGCGGUAUUAUAGAAGCUAGGGUUAAUCACAGAAUCGGCAUAAUCUAUUGAAGUUCACUGUGGGGAGGGGUGGCAAACACCGUAUUUGAUGUUACGUAAUGCCAUUUUAAGAAAAAUCAACUCUAUUCACUGUACUUAUUAACUAGAAACAUUGCCUACAUUGAAUUUAUUGAAGCAAAAGGAAAAAAGGGAGAGAGAACCUCUUACCUUCCUUCCAUCUCACCUUCUGUAAAGUUUAUUAUGAUUUCUGCCAGUCUUAGAGCAACUUUAGUUUAAUAUUUUUUUCUUUAAUUGAAAGCAACAAAGAGUGAUGGAGUAACCCUUAUUUAAAUUGUAAUGGUGUCGAGUCUCACUAACUUUGGGUGCACACUCAGUCACACACACACAAUUAUAAUAAUUCUAGAAAGGAACCAAAGGUAAAUAACCAGUGUUUCCAUUAUCACUAAAUGGAAAAACAGACUCUGGAAAUCAGAGUUGUGCCAAUUAAUCAUUUUGUUUUAACUGCUUUAUUUUUUUAUUGGAGUCUUAAAUUGGAACAACUGUUAUAGAAUGGAAAUUGCUCCAGUUCUAAAGCCACUUAACCCUGUGCCCUCUAUCUGACUUGUGAACCUUCAUUUCAAAACAGCAUGUGGGAAGCAUUAGUUUGGUGACAGUAAGAAUAUUUUAAAGAAGGUAAUUUGCCGUUUUACUACUAUAAAAUGAGUUUAUAUCAGUUGACCAUUUUAUUUUUGAUGGAAUUUUUGUCAUUGGGGAGAAAAAAAUGAAAGAAAAUUUAUUUUGCAUUUAUUUGAAUAUUGAGUACUAACAACUUAUAAUAAAACUACAUUGCAGGAAGUGAAGAAAUAUUUUGAAAUUUAGCAAAAUAGCUACAGUAUUCAAGUAUCUGAACUUUUAAUAUGGUGAGUCUUAGAGCUUUAGACGUUCCUGUAAGUGACAAUAUCUAAGUUAUUCUUAAUAGUCACACUUGAUAAUUCUGCUGACCAUAAGCAGCUAACCUAAAAUUGAAGAUAUUUAUGUGACAUGAAUAGCCUGUGUUUUAAAAAUUAAAUAUUUUAUAUAAAAUUGAACUGUGUUUGGAUAGUUUUUCUAAUUGAACAUUUCAGUUAUAUAUUUAUGUUGGGAGAGUGGCUGGGAGGACAGGGAAAUUGUUGCUUUGAAAUUGAAAGUUUGAACUAUAGCUUCUGAUAUCCCAAGACAGUGUUACUUACUUGUGAGACAUACCAAAUAAGUAUUUUAUGUACCACUUAAAAGGAAAAAACGUUGCCAGUUAAACCACAGUACAAUACUAAGAUGCCAUCAACUAUAAGAUGUGUCCCAGACUCGAUGUUAUUAUAUGAAAUAAUGUGUCUUAUAAUUGAGGAAAUAUGAGAGUAAAAAGGCUUAAUUCAUCCCUCCAUAACAUUUAAUACUUUAAUUCAGUAAAUUUGGAUUAAUAAAAAAGCAGUGUUGGGAAAUCAUUCAUUCUGUAGGUUAUAAAAACUGCAGUGAUCACUAAGUAUUCUUGAGUGAAAUCUAAGAAACAUAAAAUACUGCUUAAGUUUUUUGGGAAGAAUCAGGUAAGUCAGAUAGCAAAUCAGAUGAAAAUCGAAAAGAUUGACCUACCAAAAGAAGAAAAUACUUAUUUUCUCCCAUGUGAAAUUCACUUUUGUGUUUCCUGACACAGCAGAUUUUUAUGUAUGCAACUCAUUAGGUUUCCCAUCUUCAUUAUUUGUUGGAGAGUUGCAUUCACCCUGAAAUUUUAAAAUACUCACUUCAAGGGUUUAUUGAUUAAAAUAGUUUGUGGAAUGUGAAUUAAAGUAAUACUUUAGCUGUGAUUCAGAGCUUCAUUCUGUCAGCAAAUACAUAUUCAGUACCUUCCAUGUUCCAGGUACUAUUCUAGUCCUUGGGAUACGUCACUAAACGUGAAAGACAUUAAAUCAUACUUCUAGUGGGCUGACAAUGAGCAAGUUUUUCAUGUCUGGAGAAGCUAGUGGUAUGUGCUGCUCUCAGCUGUGUCUAAAUUACACUUACGUGAAUCUAAGAAAAAAGUUGACUUUGUAAAAUUUUAAUUGAAAUUUGAAUAGAGAAAUAAGGUCUGGGAAAAAAAAGUACUGGAAAUUCAAUAAUGAAAACAAAUUUUAAGUUGAAUCUGGCCAAUUUGCAAUAGGCCAGUUUGUAAGAAAUACCAAGAUUUCUUGGGAAAAAUGAAAAGUGGAUGCUUCCAAACUAUUCUGACUGGUACUUCUGAAUUACGGUUUUCUGUAUUUGUCAUGAGAUUAAUCCAGUGGACCUUAUGGCUUUUUAUUUAGUUGUUAAGUAAAGCUGAAAUACAAGUCUUGAAUACAGAAUCUGUUGAUUCCCUGGGAUACUGGUUUUGAUAUUUUUAAAGUCUGAUCGGGAUGUCCCAAUAACCUAAAAUCAUCUGGUCAGACUCCUCACUUUACAACUAAGAAAAAUGAGACUUGGAGAGAGGAAACCUUUCUCUGGCAACUGGAUUGCCAGUGCUUGUCUGUGUAAGCCAUAUUUAAAUUCUGCAGUAAAUAGAUUUUUAAUAGGAAAAUUACCUGUUAAUAACUUGCCCAGUAUUAUAGUAAAAUAAGAUAAUUAAAUUUAGAAUACUGGACAAAUAGUUUAACACAAGUGGCUUUAAAAAGUCUACUUAAAAAAUAAUUUUAAUUCAGAAAAAAUAGGAAAAACAAAAUUUUAGAAAACUAAUUAGAAGGCUAUAGUGGCUGUUUGUUUCGUGGAUGGGUAGUCUUUAAAAAGGAGGGCUCUGCUUUUUUUUUGAAAGACCAGUAGGUACUUAAAUAUCUAACAAUUAGAUAAUAAGACUGAAUCUUUCAUUAAAAUGUAUUUUCUAUUUGUGUGAGGAGGGUUGGUAUCAGCAAGCUUCCAAACAAUUUGCUUUUAAAUUCUUUCAACAUUUUAUUAUUUCAAGUGGUUUUAUAUGAGGAGCAGUGGUUGGUCAUUUACCAGCGGCUUCUCCAGAUAAUUUCUUAAAUUGUUUCCAGUUUGUUUCCUUUUUUAGUAAAAGCUAUUAAUAAUAAGCUACCAUGGGGUCCAGUUGAAGAUGGGGAAAACAGAAAAUUUUAGUCAUAAUGAAAAGAAUUUGCCCUUUGAAUUAUGUAGACUAACAAAUUUUGUGGGUCUUCACUCAUUUCACCAUAUCAACUGUCCCAUUAAAAAAGAAUUUUCUAUUUCUAAUUGUAUUCAAAUGAGGCUCUGUAGUG
Cynocephalus volans (Philippine flying lemur) is the source of this 9768-nucleotide messenger RNA. RefSeq names its product cyclin dependent kinase 13 (gene CDK13). The record is from RefSeq and is a predicted model, not a curated record. Gene Ontology annotation, cellular component: nucleus; cyclin/CDK positive transcription elongation factor complex. The coding region runs from base 864 to 5468 and encodes 1534 amino acids. The transcript is spliced from 15 exons. Lineage: Eukaryota; Metazoa; Chordata; Mammalia; Dermoptera; Cynocephalidae. Gene Ontology annotation, molecular function: ATP binding; cyclin binding; RNA polymerase II CTD heptapeptide repeat kinase activity. Gene Ontology annotation, biological process: positive regulation of transcription elongation by RNA polymerase II; protein phosphorylation.